AUGCCUUUAACAACUGAUGUUCUUCAGGUAUUCCUCCCUAAGUCAACGUUAUCAGCAACAGUUAAUGCUUCUGCAUCUACAAUAUCUGCCAAUGUCAAUUCUAUUCCUAUACUGAAUGGAAAUAACUUUAAGGAUUGGAAGGAUAAUAUUUUGAUUAUCCUCGGGUGUUUGGAUCUAGACCUUGCGCUUCGGAUUGAUCGACCCAUUAUUACGGAUCAAGGUUCCCUUGUUGAAAAACAGGACCUUGAAAAAUGGGAAAGAUCAAAUCGCAUGUGUCUAAUGAUCAUUAAGCGAGGAAUUCCAGAAACGUUUAGGGGUGAUAUCUCUGAAGUCACUAAUGCUAAGGAAUUCAUUGAGGAAAUUGAAAAACGUUUUGCAAAAAAUGAUAAGGCUGAAACAAGCACGCUUCUUGCGAGUUUGACCUCAAUGAAGUAUAAGGGAAAAGGAAACAUAAGGGAGUACAUAAUGGAAGAUCUCACCUUGCUUCAAAACUAA
This is a messenger RNA of Impatiens glandulifera, 495 nucleotides long. RefSeq lists its product as uncharacterized. The record is from RefSeq and is a predicted model, not a curated record. Lineage: Eukaryota; Viridiplantae; Streptophyta; Magnoliopsida; Ericales; Balsaminaceae. The transcript is spliced from 2 exons. The coding region runs from base 1 to 495 and encodes 164 amino acids.